UGCAAUUCACCUGCAGAGACAGGAAAGGAAAUAGCCGUUGAACUGAAUCUGAGAGGAUCAGAUUGACUUUGUUGCUUCCCAAAUUUCAGUAAUUUAACUGCAUACGAAAAUGAAACAAACAGCCGUCAUAAACUUCAAGUGUGUGCUGCUCAUAUUUUUGUUGACAUUUGACUGUAAUGCACAGGUGAAUGAAGAAGAUACUGAGCAGCCUCCAGAAGACUCUGGAGCUGAAAACACUUUCUUUGCCUUGCGGAGUUGUCACCGGUUGCUAUACAGUGACAGUGGUGAGUUUUUCUCCCCGGACUACCUAUGCUCCAAUCCUCCCCUGUGGUGCAACUGGACAAUCCAGGUGGAUCCGAGUAAAAGGAUUCAUCUCUACCUGGAGGAUUUGACCCCUGAUGACAUCUGUAACCUCAAACAGGACCAAAUCCACAUUGACGAGCCAGUUGGAGAUUUAGCGGGACACAAAGUCUUACAGAAGUGCUGGCAAGAGGCCAAAUACACCACCUCCUCCAAUAUUCUGUAUGUAGUGCUACUGAUUAGUGGCUGGCCCAACCCCCUGUAUAGGGGCUUUUAUGGUCGCUACCAGGCAUUUGGAUCGCCAGUCAUUUAUAACCCAGGGGAAGGCUUUACAGAGACAAGCAAUGAGUCAGAGACAUCUCCUGGGCUGAUGGACUUCAGUGAAUCUGGACCAGGUACAAAGAGGGAACAAAUAGCAAGGAUGACUGAGCUACCCACGGAGCCCAAGAUGCCUGCAGACACAAACACUUGGAUGGAUGAAAACAACCCUCUGUCCUUGUCUGGGAACUACACGACCAUGCCAACUGCAUCAGUGUCCACCCAAAGGACCUUCAGAUCAGGGAGAGAGGAUGAGACCACAACUCUGAGCUGGACAGUGAAGGAGAACAUAACAGAGGUCAGUCAGACCUCAGUCCAGCUUUCCCCAUCCUCUGACAGACAAGAAAUACAGCACACUGAUCAGACUCAUCCUCAGCCUAACAUGGUGGAGCCACUGUCGGACCACAGAGGGAACUACUCAGAAAUUCAACAUUUUCCUGGUGAUCACCUGUUUGAAGUGGCCAUAGAGAUCAACUUUAGUCAGGAUUUGCUGAAGUCUUGGGACAACCUGGCCAGGUCACUGCUGCUUUCAGUAAAAGCUUUGAUCAGCAAACAGCUGGAGGCUCUGCAUGCACAACUGUCGGUGUCUUCCAAAAGAAUAAAAAGGUUGCAUGCAGGAGUGCUGUACAUCCUCUGGCUGCAAGUUAGACAGGGACCUAGAGGCAUGCAUGUCCACAGGGGCAUCCACUCUGCUCUCCAGGGGCUCAUUGAAGUUGAUGCCAGUGGCAAAGGAAAUCUGAGAAAGGCAAUCAUUAUGUCUGUGUCGACUGCAGAUGUUAAUGAGUGUGGGACCCAGCUUGUUCAAUGUGACUUCAAUGCAGACUGUGUGAACCGGUUUGGCUCCUACUCAUGCCAUUGCCGGGCAGGCUUUCAGGAUAACUCCCGCCUGGGAUCAGGAGGAACCAUCUGUGUGGACAUGAAGGCUGCAGGUUGCAGCUCACGCCUGUCCACUGAAGCUAAAGGUGUAUACAUCCUUUUCUUCCUGCUCAGCUCACUAAUUCUUGCGCUGCUGGUGGUUGCUGGCAUGUUCUACCAUCGUCACCACCGAGGAAAAUUCCUAGUUCGCUGCCACAGCAACAGCAGCUUAUCCCCUUCUGACCCCAACAACAACCAUCAGCAUCCUGAGGAAAACUACUCCAAUCCCGCUGACUCUGACCCGCCUCCCCCAUCUCCACCUGCCUGGGGUCCCAGAGAGUGCUGGGGCCAUGUAAAGGAGCAACGGCAAGUUGUGGAUCUGCAGCUGCUGCGCUUCAAUCUGCUGCACCCUCCAGACCGCUACAUGGAUCAGCAAGAGGGUGUGAACAGUCAAUGAUAAUUAAUCUUAAUUAUAUUCAGUAAAAUGUCUUCUUUAAAUUUACUUUCUUUUUUUUUUGUCUGCAUUUUGCACUAUUUGUAAAUUGCACAAUUAAAGGCACAAUGAAAAGCAUUUUUAUUCCUUGAAGUGCAAAACAUGUCUUGAGAGAAGACUGUUGUAAUAAUAUUAAAUCUUAUUUGAAAGUGCCUUCCAAGA
Messenger RNA from Haplochromis burtoni (Burton's mouthbrooder), 2128 nucleotides. RefSeq lists its product as uncharacterized. The record is from RefSeq and is a predicted model, not a curated record. Gene Ontology annotation, molecular function: calcium ion binding. The transcript has 11 exons. Lineage: Eukaryota; Metazoa; Chordata; Actinopteri; Cichliformes; Cichlidae. Bases 110 to 1930 code for a protein of 606 amino acids.